GUGGGAGUGUUCCUGCGUGAAGUGUCAUCCGCCCGAAAAAAAUGAGUUUCUCUAUUUCCUAGUUGAUUUCGGGAACAGAAGCUUAACAAUAACUAAAAAAUGGAUGUCGGUGAAGCAGAGUCUGAGGCUAUUGCCAGAGCCUCCCUUCUCGUGGCAAAUAUGCUCCAGCGGCCAGACCAGUUGCAAAAGGUCGACCAGUAUAGGAGACGAGUCCAGAGGAAGAAGGCAUCUGUUGAGGCCAUGUUGAAGACUGCCAUGCAAAGCCAGCUUGAUGGAGUCCGUACUGGUUUAGGACAACUACAGGCAGCCCUGACAGACCUCAAAGAGAUAAAGACAGGGAUGGCUGAAAUAGAGACAAGCUUAGUUCGUGUACCUGAACUGAGCAAUCAGCUUUAUGAAUGCCGAGAGGAGUAUGUCAGGUACUCGCAAUAUUUGGCUGCCAUGGAAAACCUCAAACAUAUCUUCACUGUGCCAGAGUCUGUUGAGAAAACCUAUAAAUGGAUUAAUGAUGGGAAGCUAUUGUAUGCUCAUCAGUGCCUAAUGGACUUGGAGAAUAGCAGAGAUGAGUUGCUAUUUGAACUGCACAAACUCCCUCAUCAGAAUCCAAAUGAUACGCGUGUCCUGAAAGAGUCAUUUGCUGAUGUGCAGAAGCUCUCAGAUGAUCUUGGGAAACAAGUCUGGAUUAUCCUGCAGCGUACACUAAACACUGUCAGAAAGGAACCUACCCAGAUUGUUACUGCACUGAGAAUUGUUGAACGUGAGGAAAUGACUGAUCAGUCGGCUUUGCAGCGCCAGAAGGGAUCAGGGUUCUUGCCUCCCCGGCGCCCAAAGAAGUGGCGGGAGAAGGCAUUUGCAGUCUUGGAGAGUUCUGCAGCGCAGCGUAUUGAGGGAGGACAGUUUGAGGACAGAGAGACAAGUAAAAAUUGGUUGAUUAAGCAUCUGGAGGUUAUUCGCCUCCUCUUAUUAGAGGACAUGAAAGUCAUCAAGUCACUGUGUGUACCAUGCUUCCCUCCACACUACGACAUUGUCAACAGAUACGUUCAGAUGUACCAUAAGAGCUUGUCUAACCACCUGGUGGAGAUAGUCGAAAGAGGCCUAGAGGAUAAUGAAUAUGUGACCCUCCUGUCUUGGGUGCUCAAUGUAUACGGCGGGAAGGAACUCAUGUCUCAUCCCCAGCUGAAUAUCAAUGUGGUAAAACUGGGGCCUCUACUGGAGAAUAAAGUACUAGAAGACCUCAUAUCAAAGUACCUACAGAAUGUCAACAACAACUAUGACUCUUGGAUGGGUCGAGCCCUAGAGUUGGAGGAGAAGGAAUGGUACCGUGACGAACCACCUCAGCAAGAUUCUGAGUCUCAUUAUAAGACGGAACUUCCACAGCUGAUUCAUGACAUGAUCCGUCAGAACCUGGAAGUAGCUGGUACCAUAAGUCCUGAGGUGCAAGUUCAAGUCCUGAUAUCAAGCUUGGUGCAAGUUCGUCUCUUUGCAGCCAAAUUCCAGACAGCGGUGACAAGAUACAAGGACACCUAUUACAAUGACAGAUCAAAGAUCCAAUACUUCACAACCUAUAACAUUGCUCUGGCCAAUGGCUGUCAGGGAUUAGUUGGCGUGAUGCUUGAUAUUAAGUCUCAGUUUUGGAAGCCAGGGGGAUCGACUCAGACUGAUGCAAAAAUAGCCACAGAAUUUGAUGCUCUGCUGACCGUGUACCAGCGCUUGAGAGAGCUCUUGUGCGAUCAUCUACUUGAAGAGGCAUUGGUCGACCUUCAGGAACAGUUUAAUACCCUGUUGACUCCACGCUGGCUUAACAACACCGAGCCCAUGGACACCAUCUGCCUCACACUCUCUGAUUAUUUCACAGAUUACCAGCACCUGUACCAGAAGAACUUUGAUCAUGUGGUUCAGAUAGCUCUGAAUACUGUUGCAAUGCGCUACACAACUGCCAUUUUGCAAAAGAGAAUAUCGCUGAAGAUUCAGGAGGAUCGUAAGAUGGUUGCUGACAGAAUAAUAGGAGAAGCAGCAAAGCUGUCUAGUGUAUUUGAGCAAGCGGCCCCAGACCUAGCCAAGUUUGACUCACCAUGCGAGGUCAUGAAGAGCUUAGCAGAAGUCAUAAAAGUUUCAGAUGUGGAAUUCCUCGGACUUGAGCUGCAUAGGCUGUUAAGGAGGUACCCCGAUAUGACAAGCGACCAUCUCACUGCCCUAUUACUGCUGCGUGGGGACUUGGGCCGUCUGGAUGUGAGACAACGCGUUGCUGAGAUCAUGGAGGAAAUGAGGACGCAGAGAACAGGACCUGCCCCUAAGAGCAUCUUCUCCCACAUUGUCAUUUCCACGUCGCUGUUCACUUAGGAGAGCAUUGCGUUGUACUAUUUAUUGGCAUAAACAAUAUGAAUGUUUUAUUCAGGCAGAUGUAACUGUUUUCUGUUGUUGUUUUUCUGAGUGUCAUAGACACAGAAAAAAGAUGAUUAUAGGUUGUUUUAAAUUUCUGUGUUGUUAGGCUUUCAGUAGAAUUAUAUUAUUUUUCUUUUUGGUUAUAAUUCACUUAUGUAAGAUUUCACAUUUAGCCAAAGGAGAUAAUUCCCAAGUGGUAUUGUUAUAAGAAAUGUGCACUAUAUAUAUAUAUAUCAAUAAAAUUAUCAGUAUAUUGAAA
Penaeus indicus is the source of this 2641-nucleotide messenger RNA. RefSeq names its product exocyst complex component 3-like (gene Sec6). The record is from RefSeq and is a predicted model, not a curated record. Gene Ontology annotation, biological process: exocytosis; exocyst localization. Bases 100 to 2340 code for a protein of 746 amino acids. Gene Ontology annotation, cellular component: exocyst. Lineage: Eukaryota; Metazoa; Arthropoda; Malacostraca; Decapoda; Penaeidae. Gene Ontology annotation, molecular function: SNARE binding. The transcript is spliced from 16 exons.